Molecule: messenger RNA, 2622 nt
Organism: Candidozyma haemuli
Lineage: Eukaryota; Fungi; Ascomycota; Pichiomycetes; Serinales; Metschnikowiaceae
Gene: OPT6
Product: Opt6p
Exons: 1
Coding region: 1-2622 (873 amino acids)
Biological process (GO): transmembrane transport
Molecular function (GO): oligopeptide transmembrane transporter activity
Source: RefSeq, a predicted model, not a curated record
AUGCCCCAAGAGUACAUCGAGCUCCAGCAGCUCCCUGGCGACGACCAUAAGCCUCAGUUUAGUACGGGACUUUCCCAGGACGAGGUUACCACGAUUCUACUGCGCCUUGGUCUACCGACCAUAUAUGAUACAUUGGAUGAGUUACCCAAGCAGGCGCAGUUUAUGAUCGAGAAGAUCGAGAGUUUGGAGGUGGAGAAGGCUGUAGUGAUUCUACGAGACACUUUGGCAGAGCAUCGUGGCGAUGUGAACUUUCCUCUGGCUGAUUUCCACUUGAUAGAGAAGUUACUUGGACAAUUACCUACUGAGGGCCAGCUGGACCUGGCGAAGAAGAUUGAUGAGAGUGAUCAGGAGAGUGGGGCAGAUAUGUGGUCGCUAGAGGUGCGCCUUGAAGCUGCGUUGGUGGCUUUUCACUCUCCGUAUCCAGAAGUGAGAGCAGUGGUGGACCCUUAUGAUGAUCCGUCUAUGCCAGCAGAGACUCUUCGAGUUUACGUUAUCGGCUUGUCGUGGACGCUUGUGGGGUCGUUGAUCAAUAACUUCUUUGUGCAUAGACUUCCUAGUAUUGUGCUUUCUGCAAGUACGGUGCAACUUCUCCUUCUUCCCAGUGGAAGACUCUGGGAGAAAUCGUUUGAACUAAACAGAAAGGUUUCGAUCUUUGGAAGAGAGUAUAACAUUAACCCGGGGCCAUGGAAUUAUAAGGAAAUGAUGCUUGCCACGAUCAUCUACUCGUGUUCUGCUGGCACGCCAUAUGCCAUUUACAACUUCUUUGUCAUGAAGCUUGACCGCUUCUAUGGCCUCAGCUGGGUUUCCUGGGAGUACCAGGUCAUGUUUGCCUUAUCCACGCAGUUCUUGGGCUUUGCUUUUGCUUUCUUGAUGCUUAAGGUUUGCGUAUACCCCAAGAAAGCAAUGUGGCCGACUCUCUUACCGACUAUUGCACUUAACAGAGCCCUUAUGAACGAUGAUCCUCAAACAAACAUCAACGGAUGGACUAUAUCAAGGUACUCUUUCUUUUUUGUGGUAUUUGUGGCCAGUUUCUUCUAUAACUGGGUUCCAUCUUAUUUAUUCAAAGCCCUUUCUACAUUCAAUUGGCCCACAUGGUUUCUGCCCAAUCUGAUCCACUUGAUCAACGUCACAGGUACGAACCAGGGCUUAGGGCUUAAUCCUCUUCCUACCUUAGACUGGAAUAUCAUCGAUAUGGCAGGCUGUUUGACAAUUCCUUUCUACACUUAUGCUAACCAGUACAUGGGUAUGGUCUUGGGCUUUUUCACGAUCCUUCUUGUUUACUAUACCAACAAUAAGUGGACAUCAUACUUUCCUAUCAACUCAAAUCGUCUUUUCAGCAAUACAGGCGAGGUUUAUGAUGUCAAGAAAAUCCUUGACGAGCACAAAGCAUUCAACCAUGAUAAAUACAUGGAAUAUGGACCUCCAUACUUUUCAGCCGCCAAUUUGGUGCUUUACGGUGCCUACUUCUGCAUGUACCCGUUCGCUAUCUUAUACCAUACGGUAACAGAAUGGUCUUCCAUGAAACAGAGUUUCUCAAACAUCUGGCUUACCCUUAAAGAUGCAUUCAAGAAAGACCAUGACUCCAAUUAUAGCCGUUUUGCUGAAGACCCACAUUGUGAGAUGAUGUCUCAUUAUAAAGAAGUUCCUAGCUGGUGGUUUUUGACAAUUUUGGUUGUCAGUGUGACGUUUGCCCUCAUUUGUGUGAUCUUUUACCCUGUGGAGACACCUGUCUGGGGUAUUUUCUUCACCAUUGGCAUCAACUUCCUCUUCCUUAUUCCCAUCACAGCCAUCGCUUCUGUUACAGGGUUCACAUUUGGCUUGAAUGUCUUAGUCGAGCUCAUCGUCGGUUAUGCUAUUCCUAACUCUGGUAUAGCACUUAUCACGCUUAAAGCAUACGGUUACAACAUCGACUCACAGGCAUCAAAUUAUAUUACAGACCAGAAGUUGGCACACUAUACGAAAGUGCCGCCUCGUGCUAUUUUCCGAGGCCAGAUUAUCCUGACGUUCCUUAGUGUCUUUGUUGCACUCUUCAUUGCAAAUUGGCAAAUGGACAAUAUUCCAGAUAUUUGCGAGCUUCAUCAGAAGAAUAGACUUAGAUGUCCCGGUGCUAACACUUACUUCUUCUCGAGUAUUCAAUACGGAGAGAUUGGACCAGCCAAGGUCUUUGGCGGUAUCUACCCAAUCUUGAAGUGGUGUUUCUUGCUUGGAGCUGUUAUGGUCAUCCCCAUGGCGCUUUUCAAGAAACAUGGACCCAAAGGAAUCACCAGAUCGUUCCAGCCCACCAUCAUUUUGGGCGGCUUCUUGAGUUACGCUCCUUAUAACAUGCUGUACUUCACUGGAGGGCUUUACUUGUCGUACAUCUUCAUGUACCGCAUCAAAAGACACUAUACCAUCUGGUGGGAGAAGUACAACUAUAUCUUGACUAGUGCCUUGUCUGCUGGUGUGGCUUUCAGUGCAUUACUCAUCUUCUUCACUGUCCAAUACAACAGAGAGGAGCUCGACUGGUGGGGAAACAGAAUCAGCAACAUUGGCAUUGAAGGCUCCAACAAGCACCAUGCAUGGCUCAAGGCCACCGACGCUCCAGGCGGGUACGUUGGCUUAAGAAAAGAGCAGUACCCCUAG